Messenger RNA from Alternaria alternata, 1310 nucleotides. RefSeq lists its product as hypothetical. Lineage: Eukaryota; Fungi; Ascomycota; Dothideomycetes; Pleosporales; Pleosporaceae. The transcript is spliced from 3 exons. The coding region runs from base 393 to 1310 and encodes 305 amino acids. The record is from RefSeq and is a predicted model, not a curated record.
CUCAAUUUCCAUACCGUUCUGUAUUGCCAUUUCUUCACCCAGCUCUUGAUACCCAUAGGCUCUCGCGCAAAAGGCGGCAAGUUGAAUCCACAGGGUCGCUCUUUCAUCGUUUGAGGUGAAUAUCAUUAGAAUGUUUCCCUAAUCAGGUUGGACGCGCGGUCUGGCGCGCCUGGGCAGUUUGAGAUCUAGAGGCGACUCCAGAGCACAGACGACGCGACUGGAUCGAACGGACCCUAGAUCGUUGCUAGUAAGAACAAAGCCGCUGCGAGUCCACUCAAACUACUGCUGUUUCUGCAACACUGCGAAGGCCAGGACUACACCGAUAAGGCGUAAUCGCAAUACUCCGCGACGACGGUUUCAACCAGCUCACCUACUCGGAUCACUCGAACGGGAUGUCUCGGGUCACCCCAACCUCUGACAGCUUCUCAGGGCAAAGCAUCAGAAUAUACGGAGUGCGAGCUCGUGGAACAACAAACACAGCCGGGCGAACGCAGAUCGAGGGAAAACACCAUACCCAAGCUAAUCCUCCCGAAAUCUUCGUCGUGCUCGGAGCCAAAGAGGCUUCGCUCUCCGCAUCAACAUCGUCAUCAUCUCGCACCGUCCGUCCGACCGGAGUGAAAGAACUCGAACAUGCUCCCCGGCUUGACGAAUGCAUUGCGCGGCUGCUCAGUGAGAUGGAGGACGUCAAGGUGCCAUCUCCAAGCUUUCUUACAACGCGUAUUCGGGGUGAAAACAACGAUAGCAACGGCCUCGUUUCAGCACUACGUCUCUAUCCCAUCCAGGAAGUCCUAGUCCGCUAUAUCUCCAUGAAAGAUCUCGAAGCGAUUGCCUGUACGUCUUCAGCACUUUCAAACUCUUUGAACUUAAAAGAGACUAGGCAUUUCUGGAAGUUCAGAUUUAAGAAUGGAAGGGGUGGUAGUUCAUGGAAGCGUGUGAGGCAUGAUGCAUACUUCAAGGCUCUCGAAGACAUGCCCGAGCCUCGAAAACGGAAGCUAAGCGGGGACGAAGAGCUUCCUUAUGCACCGCCGUGGCGCCCUCAGUCGCGAGGACCAAAAAGAAUUCAGGUAGCACUUGGACGGCACACUGAGCAGAAUGAGCGUCAGGAAAGGACACCUUCGCCGGAUAUCCCCCGACCUGCCCAAAGUCCCCGUGGCUUAUAUCCUGCUCAUAACCAUGCCUUGGGCCAGUCUUCCAUCUCGCAACAACUAGGUCAGCCGACUGCGCAGCCACCCCAAACUUCAACUCGACCGACGAAGGGCCCUUGUCGUCGACAGCCGGAAGACGACGAAAAUUGGAACGGGGUCAUAUGA